CUAAAAUAAGUUUUGAUAAAUCCUAAUAAGUUUAGAUAAGUUCAGAUAAGGUAAGUUUCAGGGAAAACAAGUGACAAUCAGUUGAACAGAACACAUUCUGAUUAUUACAAUGAUUAAUUAAUCAUUAAGCUAAUCAUACUAGUAACUGUAAACUUUAAAUUAAGACAUACUAAUCAAAAUAACUUGCCAGUUACCAAACAUGCAGAUCCACCAAAUAUCAGUAUAGUACUUUGCUUCAUCUUAACUCAAUAAUAAUACAGUUGCUCAAUAGUCUUCAUCACAUAACCAAUACCCUCCUCAAUCUCACUUCAUAUAUAUUCCUCUUCCUUAGCAUGUAUUUGCAACACCAACAUAAGCUUAAUUCAUCUUCUUAAUUGCAUUCAUCCUAAAAUUAAACACCAUGAGAUCUAAACCUCAAGGCCCUCAUAAUGUUAAGCUCCUCUUAUUAGGAGUUACCCUAGCUUUUCUCCUCCUCUUUAUCUUAAGAUCAAACUUAUCAUCAUCAUCUUCUUCUUCUGACCAAAUUAUUAGUAAGAAAGAUUCAGAUUCAUGUUCAUCAACCUGCACAAAAAUCCCAUCUUCUUUAUCACAUGCACUUAUUCACUACACAACCUCAAACAUAACCCCACAACAAACACUCAAAGAAAUCUCAGUUUCUGCCAAAAUCCUACAACAGAAAUCCCCUUGUAACUUCCUAGUCUUCGGCCUUGGCCACGACAGUCUAAUGUGGAGCGCGCUAAACUAUGGAGGCAGAACCGUUUUCUUAGAAGAAGACGAAUCAUGGAUUCAGCAAAUCAAACGAAGAUUCCCAAUGUUAGAUUCUUACCAUGUUGUGUAUGAUAGUAAAGUUAAUGAAGCUGAAAACAUGAUGGAAAUGGCAAAAGGUGAAGAGUGUAGUUCAGUAGGGGAUGUUAGGCAUUCAAUGUGUCAACUUGCAUUGAAAAGUUUACCAAAAGAAGUUUAUGAAACAAAGUGGGAUGUGAUAAUGGUGGAUGCACCAACUGGGUAUCAUGAUGAAGCACCUGGUAGAAUGACUGCAAUUUAUACUGCAGGGAUGAUUGCUAGGAAUAAGGAAGAUGGAGAAACAGAUGUGUUUGUUCAUGAUGUUAAUAGAAAUGUUGAAGAUAAGUUUUCUAAGGCAUUUUUGUGUGAUGGGUAUAUGAUGAAGCAAGAAGGGAGGUUGAGGCAUUUCAAUAUACCAAGUCAUAGGGAUGGAUCACACAUGCCAUUUUGCCCUAAUUAAUUAGUUUCAUUUUUUUUUUGAAAGAUUUAUGAUGAGUUUCUGAAUUUUCACAAUAUUUUUCGAUUUCAUAAAUUUCAUAAAAGGUUUAUUAA
Molecule: messenger RNA, 1335 nt
Organism: Spinacia oleracea (spinach)
Lineage: Eukaryota; Viridiplantae; Streptophyta; Magnoliopsida; Caryophyllales; Amaranthaceae
Product: glucuronoxylan 4-O-methyltransferase 1-like
Exons: 1
Coding region: 401-1243 (280 amino acids)
Biological process (GO): xylan biosynthetic process
Source: RefSeq, a predicted model, not a curated record